This is a messenger RNA of Oncorhynchus gorbuscha (pink salmon), 2110 nucleotides long. RefSeq names its product hornerin-like. The transcript has 2 exons. Lineage: Eukaryota; Metazoa; Chordata; Actinopteri; Salmoniformes; Salmonidae. Bases 841 to 1923 code for a protein of 360 amino acids. The record is from RefSeq and is a predicted model, not a curated record.
CACACCAAUACCUCCUUACAUUCUGAUCUCACACACACACACACACACACACACCAAUACCUCCUUACAUUCUGAUCACACACACACACACACACACACCUCCCUACAUUCUGAUCUGAACACACACACUUCUUUAUCUUCUAAUCCCACGUAUCCAUCCACAGUUUCUCUCCGAUCCACAGUUACUGUACAAACACAUGUAUCUUCUAAUCUGAGAUGGACAGCUCUUCUUUCAAUAGCUGAGCGAUGCCUUGUCUAGUCCUUCUACAUUAGGACCGGGUAAAUGUGCUCCAACUCCCGUUGUUUUUGUCUCUUCAUGGAUAGAUGCUAAAUACCAGGCAUCCUCUUCCACUGGGGUUCCACUAGUAACUUAACGAGGUUUUAAUUUAUUUCUGAAAGAUACUGCGACUUCUAUAACACACAUGGGUCAACGUGACUUCAGAAGAGCACACUGGUUCCUCCUCUGAGACAUUCCCCCAGCCAGCCAGCCAGCCAACUCCACUAAGGAAUGAUGGGCUAUUGGAUGGCUGCUUGCUGUUUUUAACCAAUCGUCAUCGGCACAGUCUAUUUUGCCCUUAAAAUCACAGGAAGUGAACGUGCCAUCAGCAGGUUCACUUUAGACAGAAACGCGUUCCAUCUCUCAUCCUUUUGACUUGUAUAGCCGGAGUGGAUCAGAUAUUUGUGUGAGUCCAUCACCCCGUUGAAAGGUAUUUUGUCCCGAGCUUGUUGCUUGUUCUGACAAUGUACAAUACUGUCUUGAUUGGUUGAGUUUUUUUUUUGUAGUCGCUAUAGAAGUGAAGCAACUCUUUACAUUCAGCAGUUUAAGUGUGUGUGUCUCUAAUGCACCCCUAUUCACUAAGUAGUGCACUUAGUUUAACCAGGGGCCCCUAUUCACUAAGUAGUGCACCUAGUUUAACCAGGGACCCCUAUUCACUAAGUAGUGCACUUAGUUUAACCAGGGGCCCCUAUUCACUAAGUAGUGCACUUAGUUUAACCAGGGACCCCUAUUCACUAAGUAGUGCACCUAGUUUGACCAGGGACCCAUAUUCACUAAGUAGUACACUUAGUUUGACCAGGGACCCCUAUUCACUAAGUAGUGCACUUAGUUUAACCAGGGACCCCUAUUCACUAAGUAGUGCACCUAGUUUGACCAGGGGCCCCUAUUCACAAAGUAGUGCACUUAGUUUGACCAUGGGCCCCUAUUCACUAAGUAGUGCACCUAGUUUGACCAGGGACCCCUAUUCACUAAGUAGUGCACUUAGUUUAACCAGGGACCCCUAUUCACUAAGUAGUGCACUUAGUUUAACCAGGGACCCCUAUUCACUAAGUAGUGCACUUAGUUUAACCAGGGACCCCUAUUCACUAAGUAGUGCACUUAGUUUGACCAGGGGCCCCUAUUCACUAAGUAGUGCACCUAGUUUAACCAUGGACCCCUAUUCACUAAGUAGUGCACCUAGUUUGACCAUGGACCCCUAUUCACUAAGUAGUGCACUUAGUUUGACCAGGGACCCCUAUUCACUAAGUAGUGCACCUAGUUUGACCAGGGACCCCUAUUCACUAAGUAGUGCACUUAGUUUCACCAGGGGCCCCUAUUCACUAAGUAGUGCACUUAGUUUGACCAGGGACCCCUAUUCACGAAGUAGUGGACUUAGUUUGACCAGGGACCCCUAUUCACUAAGUAGUGCACCUAGUUUGACCAGGGACCCCUAUUCACUAAGUAGUGCACUUAGUUUCACCAGGGGCCCCUAUUCACUAAGUAGUGCACUUAGUUUGACCAGGGACCCCUAUUCACGAAGUAGUGGACUUAGUUUGACCAGGGACCCCUAUUCACUAAGUAGUGCACUUAGUUUAACCAGGGACCCCUAUUCACUAAGUAGUGCACUUAGUUUGACCAGGGGCCCAUAUGGUUUUGGUCAAAAGUAGUGCACUCUAUAGGGUUCCAUUUGGGACCCCCCCCAGAUACUGUCAUGUACAAUAUCCAUGGAUAAGCAGAGUGUACUGAAAUCAUUUUCACCCUCCCGAAAUGAUACGUGUGGAUUAUGUCCCUGUCUUCUUAAAUAAUACGUGUGUAGGAAUGAUGUCCUAUUGUCAAUGAGAUGACUGGACCUGA